CUGCUUGGUCAUUUGAAACGGCAGUCUCUGCCUCCUCUCGGACCGUAUGUGUGUGCGAGUGCGUGCAUGUGUGUGUCCGUCCUCAGGGAGGAGGGAGUCUAACAGGCUGUUGGAGAUCAAAGAAGAGACGUUUCAUUUGGAUCAAGGACGAAGCUUGAACAGUGCUUUGGGAUUUCUGAACGGAGGGGAAGACGCUGAGGAGAGAAGUAGGGAGCGUACGGCCACGGGAACGGGAAACUAUUGUACAGUGUCCUGUGAAAGAGUAUACAAUACAUUUCUUGAGCGUUAACUAAACAUUGCCUGGACAAUUUUGGUGGUGUUAUAGAGCGUGACGAUUGCCUUUAGGGUUUCGGCACGCUACUUGAACAUUACUUAAACGCUUGUUUGCAGUAUAGACAUCAUGGCUGUGCAACUGAUGCCCGAAUCUGCCGUCUGCCUGCUUAUGAUGACGGAAGGGCGGAGAUGUCAGGUCCAUCUCCUGGAUGACAGGAAAUUGGAGCUCCUGGUACAGCCCAAGCUAAUGGCGAAGGAUCUUCUAGACCUGGUGGCGUCCCAUUUCAACCUGAAGGAGAAGGAAUAUUUUGGAAUCUCUUACGUAGAUGAGACGGGUCAUUUCAGCUGGUUGCAGUUAGAUCGUCGUGUGCUGGAACAUGAGUUUCCCAAGAAAUCUGGACCCAUUGUGCUGUACUUCUGCGUAAGGUUCUACAUUGAAAGCAUCUCUUACCUUAAGGACAAUGCCACAAUAGAGCUGUUCUUCCUCAAUGCAAAGUCCUGCAUCUAUAAGGAGCUCAUAGAGGUGGACAGUGAGGUGGUGUUUGAACUGGCCUCCUACAUCUUACAGGAAGGUAAAGGAGACUUCACGAGUAAUGAUGUUACUAGGGCUGAUCUGAAGAAACUGCCUGCACUUCCUACACAAGCACUGAAGGAGCACCCUUCGCUCGCAUAUUGUGAGGACCGGGUCAUUGAGCACUAUAAGAAGCUAAGCGGACAGUCCAGAGGCCAGGCUAUCGUCAAUUAUAUGAGUGUAGUGGAGUCAUUGCCCACAUAUGGAGUGCAUUAUUACGCUGUUAAGGAUAAGCAAGGUAUCCCAUGGUGGCUGGGUUUGAGUUAUAAAGGCAUUUUUCAAUAUGACUACCAGGACAAAGUCAAACCAAGAAAGGUGUUCCAAUGGAGACAAUUGGAGAAUCUGUACUUCAGGGAGAAGAAGUUCUCAGUGGAAGUUCAUGACCCAAGAAGCAGGGCGUCGGUAACGCGGAGGACAUUUGGUCACAGUGGCAUCGCCGUGCACACCUGGUACGCCUGUCCCACCCUCAUCAAAUCCAUCUGGGCCAUGGCCAUCAGCCAACACCAGUUCUACCUGGACCGCAAACAGAGCAAAAGUAAGAUCCACGCAGCGCGCAGUCUGAACGAGAUAGCCAUAGACCUGACAGAAACAGGAACCCUCAAGACCUCCAAACUGGCCAACAUGGGCAGCAAAGGCAAAAUCAUCAGCGGGAGCAGCGGGAGCCUACUGUCCUCAGGCUCUCAAGAGUCGGACAGCUCCCAGACCGCUAAGAAGGACAUGUUGGCGGCUCUGAGGGCCAGACAGGAAGCUCUGGAGGAGACGCUCAGACAGAGAAUAGAGGAACUCAAGAGCAUCUGCAUCAGAGAAGCGGAGCUGACAGGAAAACUUCCAAAAGAGUACCCUCUGGACCCCGGCGAGGAGCCGCCCACCGUCAGACGCAAAAUCGGCACAGCCUUCAAAUUGGAUGAGCAGAAGAUCCUGCCCAAAGGAGAGGAAGAGGAAUUGGAGCGUUUGGAAAGGGAAUUUGCCAUCCAGUCUCAGAUAACAGAGGCGGCGCGGCGGUUAGCAUCGGAUCCUCACAUCAGCAGCAAGAAGCUGAAGAAACAGAGGAAGACGUCGUAUCUGAAUGCCCUGAAGAAGCUGCAAGACAUCGAGAACGGCAUCAACGAGCACCGCGUUCGCUCCGGGAAGAAACCCACGCAACGUGCCUCUCUCAUCAUAGAGGAAGCAAAUAUCGGCUCAGAGGACAGCUCGUUGUCUGACGCACUGGUGCUGGAUGAUGAUGACUCCCAGGUGACAGGAACCCCCACGUUCUCUCCAGCUGCCUCCCCACACAAAGGUCUCCCUCCCCGACCCAAGUCCCACAGCCGGCCACCUCCCCCCCAGUCCCUGGACGGAUUGAGACACCUGCACUACCAGCGCAGUGACUACGACAAGUCCCCGAUCAAACCCCGCAUGUGGAGCGAAAGCUCAUUAGACGAACCCUACGAACGGGUGAAGAAACGAUCCUCGCACUCCAGUAGUCACAGGCGGUUCCCCAGCACAGGCAGCUGUGAGGCGGGAGGGAGCAACUCUCUCCAGAACAGCCCGGUGCGCUCCCUCCCUCACUGGAACAGUCAGUCCAGCAUGCCCUCCACCCCUGACCUGAGGACACGGAGCUACGUCCACUCAGCCAGUUUAACUCAGCCCUUCCGUGGCCGGAGUUCCAGUUUGGAGUCUCAGGGGAAGCUGCUGUCCUUAGAGGCAAACACAGAGGCAGGACUUUGCCCUGACCUCUUUCUGUCAGGACCCCAGAGGACAGGAAGCAAUGGCUCUGUUGUCCCAGACGACUGCUCAUCUUGCACCAGCCACUCCAGCUCAGAACAUUAUUACCCCUCGUCCACCUCUAACCCCAACUACUGUACGCUGGCCGAGGACUCGCCAUCCAAAGCCCGUCAGCGGCAGCGGCAGCGCCACAAGUCCGCCGGACACCUGGGUGCGUCCAGUUCCGGCAGCAUGCCCAAUCUAGCGGCCCGUAACGGUAGCACCCACGGAGGAGUGUGCGGUAGCCACCAGGGUGUGUACCUCCACAGCCAGAGCCAGCCAUCCUCGCAGUACCGUAUCAAAGAGUACCCGCUGUACACAGAGGGCAGCAGCCCCAAUGCCGUGGUAGUCCGCAGCCUGGAAAAUGACCAGGAGGGGCACUACAGCGUCAAGGCACAGUUCAAAACCUCCAACUCUUACACAGCUGGGGGGCUUUAUAAGGAGGGGUGGGGCUCCGGGGAGGACGGGGAAGCGGGUGGCGGCAGCGGGAGGUUGACGCCCUCCCGCUCGCAGAUUGUGAGGACUCCGUCUCUGGGCAGGGAAGGAGGAGGAGGAGGGGGGCGGGCAGCGGUGUCAGAGGAGCUGAGGUGCUGGUACCAGCGCUCGUCUGGAUCGAUAAAGGAGCACAGCCGCGUCACACACACCAGCUCCAACGCUUCAGAUGGCCGUGGAGGACGAAUAGGGUCGCUAGUGAAGGGGUCACCAGCUGCAUCUCCACACAGUCAGAGGAGUGGAACUCCCUGUAGUGAGCCUGCAGCUACACCCCCCUGCAGCCCACAACACAUACUCAAUUGGCAGAGCGGAUCGCCGUUCGCCGAUAGUUGUUUCCUGAGCAGUCCCCUGUGCUCUGAGAUAGCGGACGUACAGUGGUACGGGCACGAGAAGGCAAAGCCGGGAACGCUCGUCUAAACCAUCAUCCCUCAUCCCUCUCUCUUUAAAAGAGUGUUCAGAAGGUAGGCCUGACCACAGUCUGGACCUCAACUCAUCCGAACACACUUCUGGCUGGAGCCAGUACCACCUCAACCUCUCUUUCAUCUCUGUCUCUCUGUAUACCCGGCGGUACAGUGUUUAUGAACUAUGGGAAUACAAGACUCUGAAUGAACUGAGCUUGACCUUGUCUGACCCUCCCACUCAGACUUUUGAACUUUGACCCAGUUAGCUGGCAGCCGGUUCCUCCAUAUGCACAAACCCUCUGUGUUUAUUCCAUCGCUGGAGUGAUGUGCAUAAGAGAAACGUCUUCUAUGCGUUGUACUAUAAGUGAAUCCCACUCAUGCGCACACACACACAUGCUCAAAUAGACAUUCGUCCCCUGCUGUCGUGUGUGUCCCUCUACACUAAUGUCAGAGAGCCGGCGUCGUUCUCUCUCAUGCACAUGACACGCACAAAAACAUUCCGAUGCAUUGCUUUGUUGUCAACCAUCUUUGUAGAUCUCAGUUCUGUUAAAAAAAAAAAACAAUAUGUGACCACAAACCCCUCUUUCAUUACCCAUCUCAUUUGGACCAGCAGCACACCAUAAGCCCCUCCCUCUGUCUGUGGACUUUGAUAUUUUGUGAAUAACAAUAGAGCAUUUAAAAUGGAAGAAGCCUGUCUUCGGUCAUUCUGGAUUGGAAAACGAGCCCCGAUAUCAUAUCGCUCAAGAUGGUGAUGACACAAGCGUUACAAACAACUACAUAAUUUCAAGGAAAUUCAAAAACAUUGUGGUCUUUGUACG
Messenger RNA from Rhinichthys klamathensis goyatoka, 4298 nucleotides. RefSeq names its product FERM domain containing 4A (gene frmd4a). Lineage: Eukaryota; Metazoa; Chordata; Actinopteri; Cypriniformes; Leuciscidae. Bases 401 to 3496 code for a protein of 1031 amino acids. Gene Ontology annotation, cellular component: adherens junction; cytoskeleton; bicellular tight junction. The record is from RefSeq and is a predicted model, not a curated record. Gene Ontology annotation, biological process: establishment of epithelial cell polarity. The transcript has 23 exons.